UGACUGUACCCCGUUAACAAACAGGCUCGGAAAGUAAUUAAACAUCACAACUACCAAACGUCUUCUCCUCACCUUUAUCCACUCUUAACACCGGCAACUUGUAUUACCAUGCCCUUCUAACCCCUCGCCUCUCUCUUCAUUCCCAAACACUCACCGGCUAAACCCGUAAAAACGUAGCCACAUCCAACACAAGAAAUUACAUUAUAAUCUAGUAUGCUGCGCGGUGACUGUUGCUGUGGUUUCGUCCCUAGCUGUCAACUAUGAGUGCUUUAAACAAUCUAGAAACAAUGCUCACAGUUCUCUUCUCGGUCUGUCUUGCCGCCCUGGUCUUCGAGAUCCUCUACGUUCUAUGGCGCUGGAGAAGAUUCCACCGACGUAGUGUUACAAGCUCCGGUGCUGAUGGGGAAUUCAGUAGUAGCAGCGAAUCACUCUACAUGACGCCGUCUAAAGAGCUUCUCUACUUCUUCUGCUGGAAAAGCCAAUCGAUUCGCAUCGAACCGGACUCGAAAACACCACCAGCGGCCUCCGCGGCGGUUACGACAGUUCCCGCAGAUGGUGAAGAUGCGUUGGUGGAGGAGAUGUUGAAGUUGCACGGAAUGUACGGACCUUCGAGAGUUUUGUUUACGAUCAAGGAAGAGGACAGGGAGGAGAUGGAGAUAACUGAGAACGACGAAUCGUCUAUAGAGAACGUUGUUGAAAGUAAGGAGAGAGAGAUGAGCAGCAGUGAUGUUUGUUUUGAAGAGAUAGCCGUUGCUAAUGAUGUGGUUGUUGAUGUCGAGGUCGAGGAUGUGACGACGCCGUUCUGGACGCCAUGUGCGUCUCCUCAGAAUUAUUAUUCUCCUUCACCUUCUCCUCCUCGUGUCGUUUUAGGUGAUUCUGUUGAGAACACGAUGUCGUUUGCUAGCAUAGAAAUUCAUGGUUAGAAAGUAGUUCGAGCCACAAAAAAAGUGGAGCCGGCCGGUUAUUGGGUUGCCGGAGUAAUUAUUAUAAAAUGGUUUCUCCAUGUAUUUUGUUUUAGAAAAAUGGCGGCUCUCUUUUACUUGUA
Messenger RNA from Populus euphratica (Euphrates poplar), 1045 nucleotides. RefSeq lists its product as uncharacterized. The record is from RefSeq and is a predicted model, not a curated record. Bases 261 to 923 code for a protein of 220 amino acids. Lineage: Eukaryota; Viridiplantae; Streptophyta; Magnoliopsida; Malpighiales; Salicaceae. The transcript has a single exon.